AUGGAGGAACUGGAACACACCUGCCCCCAGCCACGCACGACUCUGACAGAGCCGGCAAUUUUUGCAAGGGAGACGAGCUGUGAGUGUCAAGCCCCUCACGAGAGGCUGACCAUCGAGCAGGCCCGCCGUGGGACACCCGUGGAUCGUCCGGUGCGUGUCUAUGCAGAUGGCAUCUUCGACCUGUUCCACUCGGGUCACGCCCGGGCCCUCAUGCAGGCCAAGAACCUCUUCCCCAACUCAUACCUGAUAGUAGGAGUGUGCAGUGAUGAGUUGACCCAUAAGUAUAAGGGCUUCACGGUGAUGACGGAGGAGGAGCGCUAUGAGGCCCUGAGGCACUGUCGCUACGUGGACGAGGUGGUCAGGGACGCACCCUGGACACUCAGCCCAGAGUUCCUCGAACAACACAAGAUUGACUUUGUGGCUCAUGAUGACAUCCCGUACUCCUCAGCAGGCAGUGAGGAUGUGUACAAGCACAUCAAGGAAGCUGGUAUGUUUGUGCCCACCCAGAGAACAGAGGGCAUCUCCACGUCGGACUUGAUCACGCGCAUCGUGCGGGACUAUGACAUGUACGCCAGGAGAAACCUGCAGAGGGGGUACACAGCCAAGGAGCUCAAUGUCAGCUACAUAAAUGAGAAGAAGUACCGUCUGCAGAACCAGGUGGACCGCAUGAAGGAGAAGGUGCGUAACGUGGAGGAGAAGAGCAAGCACUUUGUCUACCGCGUGGAGGAGAAGAGCUCUGACCUCAUCCAGAAGUGGGAGGAGAAGUCACGAGAGUUCAUCGGCAACUUCCUGGAGCUGUUUGGCCCCGAUGGAACAUGGAAGCAGAUGUUCCAGGAGCGGAGUGGGCGUAUGAUCCAGGCACUGUCCCCGCGCGGUUCCCCCAGCAACAGCCCACCGCGGGAGCUGUCCCCCCUGCGCUCCCCGUCCCCACCCUCCCACUGGGGCCAUGCCCACGCCUCCUCGCCACCCUCCCCCAAAGGAGCCUCCGCCUCCAUCAGCAGCAUGAGCGAGGGGGACGACGACGAGAAGUGA
Molecule: messenger RNA, 1032 nt
Organism: Engraulis encrasicolus (European anchovy)
Lineage: Eukaryota; Metazoa; Chordata; Actinopteri; Clupeiformes; Engraulidae
Gene: pcyt1ba
Product: phosphate cytidylyltransferase 1B, choline a
Exons: 9
Coding region: 1-1032 (343 amino acids)
Biological process (GO): CDP-choline pathway
Molecular function (GO): phosphatidylcholine binding; choline-phosphate cytidylyltransferase activity
Source: RefSeq, a predicted model, not a curated record